GUCGCAACCUGUGUUUAGAAAUCAUCGUCGUCGUCAUCACUGUUGUUUUGUGGAAUUUGUGGUUAAGAGUUGUAGCCGACUACAUCGCGAUGUUUUCUUAUCUGGAUUUGUAGUUUUUUGUUUUAGCAUAAUGGGAUUCUUCAUCUUCUUCCAUAGUUUUCUACUGAAGGUCCUGCAGGUACGCUUUCAGCCAUGCUCUAGACGAUCUUCUGUGUAAAGGGAGAACCUGGGGAAUGCUGAAAGAUGUGCAUCACGAUUUGGAAUUCUGUCUCUGAAGUCAAGGAGAUUGUCAAAUUACUAGAGAAAUCCUUUUUUGUUCUUGGUGAGACAGGAUGUGGAAAUAGAAGUUCAUAUGCUCGUUGUUCCCAAAAGCAAUAUGGGCCUACUUGCCAUGGUAGAAUGCCUGUUGUUGAUCUUUGUGAAGAUGGUUGAGUGCUUAUAAUACUAAUAUACUUCCUGCCCUGUACUUUAGAUUACUUGUGUUGGCAGGAGUAAAUAUUGUGGUUUUGUUUUGCAUUAGUAUAGUUUUCGAUGGAAAAUAACUCGAAGGUGUUGAUGCAAAGAUAUGAAUUAGGGAGAUUACUAGGCCAAGGCACUUUUGCGAAGGUUUAUUAUGCGAGGAGUAUAAGAAAUAAUCAAAGCGUGGCCAUUAAGGUAAUAGACAAAGAAAAGGUGUUGAAGGUUGGGCUCAUUGAUCAGAUCAAGCGAGAAAUAUCUGUUAUGAGACUGGUUAGACACCCCUAUAUCAUACACCUCUAUGAGGUCAUGGCCACCAAGACCAAGAUUUACUUUGUCAUGGAAUAUGCCAAAGGGGGUGAACUGUUUAAUAAGGUGGCUAAAGGAAGGCUAAAGGAGGAUGUUGCACGAAAAUAUUUUAGGCAGCUAAUUGAUGCCGUUGAUUUCUGUCACAGUCGGGGUGUUUAUCAUCGAGAUAUAAAGCCAGAGAAUCUAUUACUGGAUGAAAACGAGGAUCUAAAAGUCUCUGAUUUUGGGUUAAGUGCCCUUGCUGACUCCAAGCGCCAAGAUGGGCUACUCCAUACCACCUGUGGCACUCCUGCAUAUGUCGCUCCUGAGGUCAUUAACAGGAAAGGCUACGAUGGGGCCAAAGCUGAUAUUUGGUCUUGUGGAGUGGUUCUCUAUGUCCUUUUGGCUGGUUAUCUCCCGUUUCAUGAUUCAAAUUUGAUGGAGAUGUAUCGGAAGAUUGGAAAAGCAGAAUAUAGGUGCCCUAAUUGGUUCCCACCAGAAGUGCGCAGGCUGCUGAUGAAGAUGUUGGAUCCAAACCCCAGUACUAGGGCUUCCAUAGAAAAGAUCAAGGAAAGUUCAUGGCUCAGAAAAGGACUGAACUCUAAACUUAUUAAAUCUGUAUCUCCUUCAGAUCUGAAUGCUUCUGGUCCCUGUGAGAAUAGCAGUAUGACUGCUGACUCAAAGCAAGAGUCAGCUAGACCUUCAAGCUUGAAUGCUUUUGAUAUCAUUUCCCUAUCAGCUGGGUUUGAUCUUUCUGGCUUAUUUGAAGUAGAUUGUCAAAGGAGAGAAGAAAGGUUUACUUCCAGAAAACCUGCCUCAGUCAUCAUCUCUAAGCUGGAAGAAAUUGCUAAGCAUCUGAGGAUGAAAGUGAUGAAGAAGGAGGCAGGUUUGUUAAAGUUGGAGGGAAUGAGGGAAGGUAGGAAGGGGAUAUUGUCCAUUGAUGCAGAGAUCUUUGAGGUCACUCCAUCUUUUCAUUUGGUGGAGGUUAAGAAAGCAAAUGGAGAUACCAUAGAAUAUCAGCAAAUAGUGAAAGAGAAUAUAAAGCCUGCUCUAAGAGAUAUUGUUUGGGUAUGGCAAGGUGAGCAACAGCAGCAACUGCCAGAGCUGCAGCAGCCACAGCAGCAGCAGCAACAACAGCAGGAGCAGCAUCAGCAACAAGAACAAUGAAAACACAUUGCCAGAUUUCCCAUGGCAUCUUAUGCUUGAUUUUUUAUUGAUAAUCUGCCUUUUUUUUGCUGUUGUAUUUGUCCUUGUGAGUGUUGUUCUCCCUAACUCUAUAUAUUUGCGGUGUUUGUUGUAUAUGCUUGAUUACUUUUUUUUUUUUCCCCCAAAAGACACACAAAAACAUCAAAUGCAAUUUUCUGGUAUUGUUUUUCA
Molecule: messenger RNA, 2121 nt
Organism: Carya illinoinensis
Lineage: Eukaryota; Viridiplantae; Streptophyta; Magnoliopsida; Fagales; Juglandaceae
Product: CBL-interacting serine/threonine-protein kinase 10
Exons: 2
Coding region: 532-1911 (459 amino acids)
Biological process (GO): signal transduction; protein phosphorylation
Molecular function (GO): protein kinase activity; ATP binding
Source: RefSeq, a predicted model, not a curated record